Molecule: messenger RNA, 2184 nt
Organism: Aspergillus alliaceus
Lineage: Eukaryota; Fungi; Ascomycota; Eurotiomycetes; Eurotiales; Aspergillaceae
Product: putative ATP dependent RNA helicase
Exons: 3
Coding region: 135-2156 (673 amino acids)
Cellular component (GO): intracellular anatomical structure; catalytic step 2 spliceosome
Molecular function (GO): ATP binding; RNA binding
Source: RefSeq, a predicted model, not a curated record
GUUCAAGGAAGCAUCUGUGUGCAGUAACUAUGCCUCAAUUGCAUGCAUCUGAAAAGGCCGAAAUACUUUCCAGUUGAAACCUUUUGUGUCGCGACAGUAUCGUUCCGGGUUCAUGCCACUACCAGUUAUCAAAAAUGGCUUCUGAGCUGGACCUCACAUCUACCUUCAUUCCAUCACUAUACAAACCCGCUGCAUUACUGCCAAUUACAAGGCAUAAGCAGAGUUUGCUGUACCUUGUUGACACAUAUCCCGUUACAAUUGUUGUUGGGCAAACGGGAAGUGGGAAGACAACACAGUUACCCCAAUAUCUAGAUCAGGCAGGAUGGUGCGCAGAUGGGAAAUCAAUCGCGGUAACCCAGCCGCGCCGCGUCGCAGCCACGACGGUCGCAGCCCGAGUAGCUGAAGAAAUGCGUUGCAGGGUUGGCGAAGAGGUGGGCUAUUCUAUUCGCUUUGAGGACGUGACCUCUGCGUCAACAAGGAUAAAGUUCCUAACAGAUGGAAUGCUACUUAGAGAGGCCCUUGUAGAUCCACUGCUGUCACGGUAUUCAGUAAUCAUGGUGGAUGAAGCGCAUGAAAGGUCUCUCAGUACUGACAUUCUCCUGGGAAUCCUUAAGAAAAUCAUGAGGCGGCGACCUGAGCUUAGAAUCGUCAUUAGUAGUGCGACUUUGCAAGCAGAAGAUAUCCUGCGCUUUUUCGCCGGAGAUCAAUUCCAGAAUGAAACGCACUCGGUUGAAAAGGGGGGAGAUAUUGGAAGGAUCAUCAGUUUGGAGGGUCGAAUGUACCCUGUGGAUAUGCUCUUCCUUGAAUCGCCUACGGAAGACUACCUUGAACGGGCUGUAAAGACUGUUUUUGACAUACAUCUACAAGAAACGGAAGGCGACAUUCUGGUGUUUUUGACAGGCCGUGAAGAGAUUGAUUCGACGGUGCAGCUGAUCUCUGAACGUGCUGCUAUGCUUCAUCCCAAAGCGCAGGCAUUAUUCCCUCUACCUCUAUAUUCUGGUCUCACAACAGAUCAACAGAUGUACGUUUUCGAACCAGCACCUGAAAAUACGCGGAAAGUCAUCGUUUCCACGAAUAUUGCAGAAGCCUCUGUUACUAUCAACGGCAUUGUAUUUGUUGUCGAUUGUGGCUUCGCGAAGUUAAGGGCCUAUAAUCCUACCACUAACAUCGAAACAUUGACAGCAGUGCCAAUAUCGAAGGCUGCGGCGAUUCAACGCGCAGGUCGAGCUGGAAGAACAAAGCCUGGAAAAUGCUUCCGUCUCUACACUCAGCAGACAUAUGAACAACUUCCAGAAGCCACGGUUCCGGAAAUCCAGCGGUCAAAUCUUGCCCCUGUGGUGAUGCAGCUCAAGGCAUUAGGUAUAGAUAACAUAGUUCGCUUUGAUUUCUUGACGCCUCCUCCCGCAGAACUUGUCAUACGUGCAUUUGAACUUCUGUACUCACUUGGGGCCGUUGAUGAUUAUGCCAAGCUCACCAAGCCUCUGGGUAUGCGAAUGGCAGAACUAGCGGUUGAUCCUAUGAUGGCGAAAGUCCUUCUAUCUGCGCAGUCGUUCCACUGCCUAAGUGAGAUCCUUUCAAUUGCCGCUAUGGUCAGCUUGCAGGGAUCAGUGUGGAUCGCGCAUGAGGGUGACAAAAAGUCGGCAGAGAGCACUCGCCGAAGAUUCGCUGUUGAGGAAGGCGACCAUCUAACGUAUCUAAACGUAUACCAGGCUUUUGUCACGAAAGGAAAGAAAGAUCCCAAGUGGUGCCGGGACAACCUUCUGAAUUACCGGUCGUUGCAGCGGGCAGUGAGCAUAAGAACCCAGCUGAAGCGAUACCUCGAACGGUUUGGUAUUCGGGUAGAUGAGUCUCUUCCUUCAGUGCAUCGUAAAGAAGCAGAAGCAAACAGGCCACCUGAGGUAAUUCAAAGGUGUCUCACAACUGGCUAUUUUGCGCAUGCUGCGAAGAUGCAACCUGACGGCACAUUCAAGACUGUUAGUGGUGACCUUACUCUGCAUGCUCAUCCCAGUUCAUUGAUGUUCAAUCGAAAAGCAGACUGGGUCAUUUUCCAUGAAAUAUUGCAGACAGGGGAAAAGACAUUUAUCCGAGAUAUCACGAAAAUUGAGAAGGGCUAUCUUCUUGAGUACGCCCCUAGCUACUAUAGGUUAAGCCAAUAAUUUCUAUAAUUUCUACACAACACUGCUU